GCCAUGGAGGACAUCAAUUCCAACGUGAACGCCGACGCCGAGGUGCGGAAGCUGCAGGAGCUGGUGAAGAAGCUGGAGAAGCAGAACGAGCAGCUCCGCAUCCGCAGCGCCGCCGGGGCCCCCGGGGGCAGCCCCAAGCGCCUCCCCAGCGGCGGCGGCGGCGGAGGAGGGUCCGCUGCUUGCACGCCGCCGCCCGCCGCCCCGCCGCCUUCGCCGCCGCCGUCCCCCGCCGCCCGGAGCAGCCCGCUGCUCUCGGGGCCCGAGAGCCGCUGCCUCAGCCCCAAGGCCGGGCCCAGGCGGCCUCCGGCGGGCGAGGAGAACGGAGGCGGCGGCGGCGGCGGCGGCGGCGGCUCGGAGGCGGCGAGAGCAGCGGGGGGAAACGCCGGCGGCGGCGGCCUCCUCCUGGACGAAGUGGAGCCGCUGAGGCCCGACGAGCUGGAGCGGCUGGCCGGCUGCGAGGAAGACGAGACGGGGUGGUUAUAUACCUCACCAAAGAAAAAAGUGACCCCAGUGCAGAAAUCAGUUAGUCCACUAGUUUGGUGUAGGCAGAUAUUGGAUUACCCAACUCCAGAUAUCGAAAGUGCUAAAAAGUCAUUGAUCCAUAGGCUUGAACAAACAAUGUCAGCCCUCAAGAGACACAGUCUGUACAGUAAUCCAUUCAGCACUGUCAAUUACACAAACUCUUACAGUCCAAACACUGGCAGUCCCUACAACAGUAGCUACAAUUCCCCUUCCUCCACACCAGUGAAACCUCCUUUAGUAAAACAGCUCAUUCUUCCUGGAAACUCAGGUCAUUUCAAAAGUUCAUCAGAUAGAAAUCCUCCACUGAGCCCACAAUCCUCUAUAGACAGUGAAUUAAGUGCUUCAGAAAUGGAUGAAGACUCAAUUGGCUCAAAUUACAAACUAAAUGACUUAACAGAUGUGCAAAUUUUAGCACGGAUGCAAGAAGAAAGUCUCCGGCAAGAAUAUGCAGCUACUGCUUCUCGGCGUAGUUCUGGCUCUUCAUGCAGUUCUAUGAGGAGAGGUACAUUUAGUGAUCAAGAACUUGAUGCACAGAGCUUAGAGGACGAUGAAGAUAGCUGCCAUCACGCACUGCAUCCAGCUGUGAAUCGGUUCUCUCCAUCCCCACGCAACUCACCACGGCCUUCACCAAAACAGUCUCCGAGGAAUUCUCCCAGGUCUCGUUCUCCUGCUAGAGGAAUAGAAUAUAGUCGGGUGUCACCCCAGCCGAUGAUCAGUCGUUUGCAACAGCCUCGUCUUUCGCUUCAAGGCCAUCCUGCUGAUAUACAGACUAGUAAUGUCAAAAAUGAAGAAAAACUAAGGCGUAGUCUUCCAAACCUGUCCAGGACAUCUAACAUCCAAGUUGAGUCUGUGAAAAACAGUAGAAGUGACUCAAACUUUCAAGUGCCAAAUGGAGGAAUACCUCGUAUUCAACCUCAACCCUCAGCCACUCUGCAAAGGCAGAAAAAUUUGCCCCGUGUUGCCUUCAAAGCAAAACAGCUACUUCAUACUCCAGCUACCAAAGGAGUACCUUCUCCCAGUAAAUUCCGGUCUCCAGCAGCACCGUCUCCUCUGGCUCUGAGGCAGCCGGUGAAAGCAUUUAGCAACCAUGGACCUAGUUCUGCUGUUCCAGAAGCCACCCAGCUAACACACAGCAGCUCUUCACCGGGGCCUUUGGCAGCUCCCAGCUCCGUCUCUGCAAGCCCAGUCAACAACAUCAAUAGUGCUACGCUUACAAGACCUGCAGGGACAACAGGGAUGAGAAGUGGUUUGCCAAGACCUAGUGCCCCCUCCACUGGGGGCAUACCAGUGCCUCGCAGCAAGCUCGCACAGCCUGUUCGCAGAACAUUGCCAGCACCCAAAACCUAUAGCAACAUGAAAGACGAGAGCUGGAAGGAUGGCUGCUACUGAACUGCAAACAGCGGAGCAGGUACUCCUUCACCAGGCUAAAUGACGGAUCGAUAUCCAGACCGAUCAGAUAAGACUUUGGGGGGUUUGUAAAUCCCUGAACCUCUCUGUCCUUAAUUAGCACAAACUGGCAGAGAUUAUAAAACAGCACUUUAAUGACAUUAACAUCAGAUACUUUGUGAUCAUUCAAAUCACUUA
Euleptes europaea (tarantolino) is the source of this 2106-nucleotide messenger RNA. RefSeq names its product SLAIN motif family member 2 (gene SLAIN2). Gene Ontology annotation, biological process: cytoplasmic microtubule organization; positive regulation of microtubule polymerization; microtubule nucleation. The transcript has 9 exons. Gene Ontology annotation, cellular component: microtubule plus-end. The record is from RefSeq and is a predicted model, not a curated record. The coding region runs from base 4 to 1911 and encodes 635 amino acids. NCBI's taxonomy places the organism in Eukaryota, Metazoa, Chordata, Lepidosauria, Squamata, Sphaerodactylidae.